AUGUCCAACGAACGCACGUACAUCAUGAUCAAGCCGGACGGGGUCCAACGCGGACUCGUCGCGGAGAUCAUCGCGCGAUUCGCCCGUAAAGGGUUCACGCUCCGCGCGAUGAAGAUGAUGAACGUGACCAAGGAACACGCGGAGAAGCACUACGCCGAUCUCUCCUCCAAGCCGUUCUUCGGUGGAUUGGUGUCGUACAUGUGCUCCGGCCCGGUGGUGGCCAUGGUGUGGGAAGGUAAGGAUGUCGUGAAGACGGGGCGUAAGAUUAUCGGCGCGACGAACCCGGCGGCGAGCGAACCGGGCACGAUCCGAGGUGACUUCUGCAUCGAAGUCGGUCGCAACGUCAUCCACGGCUCGGACGCCGUCGAAAGCGCCAACCACGAAAUCGGCCUCUGGUUCCCGGAGGGCGUGUGCGAGUACGAACCGUGCGCCAAGGCGUGGAUCUACGAAUAA
Molecule: messenger RNA, 453 nt
Organism: Ostreococcus tauri
Lineage: Eukaryota; Viridiplantae; Chlorophyta; Mamiellophyceae; Mamiellales; Bathycoccaceae
Product: Nucleoside diphosphate kinase
Exons: 2
Coding region: 1-453 (150 amino acids)
Biological process (GO): CTP biosynthetic process; UTP biosynthetic process; GTP biosynthetic process
Molecular function (GO): nucleoside diphosphate kinase activity
Source: RefSeq, a predicted model, not a curated record